UGAUCCCCAGGAAGGCGUGGCUGCAGAACACCAGCAAAUAAAGGCCUGCACCAGUCUGGAGACCAGCAGAAGGCCCCAGAGCCUUCACAGCCUGCAAGCUGUCUGUUCCGGCUGGACUGGUGAGCUUGCUGAGGUAGGAGAGCAGGUGGAGCUGGGGAGGAUGGGCUGGGGGCCCAGGCCUCUAAGGCCAACACAACACAUGGAGGGAAGUAGUUUGUGCCCCACAUAGAAGGGACAUUCCCAGGGUGCCCAGAGAGCUGACACAUAAGUCCCAUUCAGAGAUGGCUGGCUACUCACACCCUUCCAGAAUAACCACAGUCAGGCAGACAGAUGGACACACUCAGACACACCCUCAAAAGGAGACACUACUCAAGAUUGCAGCACUACUCAAGCACAUCACUCCUGCCGGAAGAUCAACCAGCCUGGCCCCUCACGGAGAAGCACAUGAUUUUUAAAGAACACCUAUUCCCACCUGUACACCCACUCUCCUUUCAGAUGCCCAUGGCACCCUCCCCAGCCCUGCUUCUCUGCCUGCUGGUCUUGGCCACUACUGAAGGCCAUGGUUGGGAGACAGACGUCCUGGGCUGCCACCUGCACCAUGAGUAACCCUUCAACAUGACAGUUUGAAGUGACUGCCAAGGCACCUGCCAGGGUUCCCAUGUGGCACAAGCCUGUGUAGGACAUGAGUCCAGCGCCUUCCCUUCACGGUAUUCUGUGCUGGUGGCCAGCAGUUAUCAACAUAGUAUCACCUCUGUCUCCCAGUGCUGUACCAUCAGCAGCCUAAAGAAGGUGAUGGUGUGGCUGCGCUCUGUCGGGAACCGUCGUUGGGGGGAGCUUGAGCUCUUCACCGCCGCCGGGGCCUGCCAGUGUGGUAUGUGUCGGCUCUCCCGUUACUAG
Molecule: messenger RNA, 897 nt
Organism: Nannospalax galili (Upper Galilee mountains blind mole rat)
Lineage: Eukaryota; Metazoa; Chordata; Mammalia; Rodentia; Spalacidae
Gene: Gpha2
Product: glycoprotein hormone subunit alpha 2
Biological process (GO): cell surface receptor signaling pathway
Molecular function (GO): hormone receptor binding
Source: RefSeq, a predicted model, not a curated record